GUUGUACUUUACUUCUUAGAUUGCCUGUUACCCAACUACCGAAUGGUAUUUGCCGGGUUCAUGACGCCCUGCACUGAUUAUAAGGCUACACCAACGCUUCUCCGUGACUGACAUUUACUAGUACCACUUCCCCCAUCAUGGAUCCUGCAAAGAUAAGAAAGAAAAUCGGUCGCUUUCGGAUCCUCGUCAUAGGAAGAGCCAAUGCAGGAAAAACCACUAUCCUGCAGAGAGUUUGCAACACACGGGAUAAUCCACAAAUAUACAACAGCGCCGGCAAAAAGAUCGAUGUUGCAGUUUUGACGGCAUCAAGAGAGCGCGGACUGCAUGACAUCGAAACCGAAAUGGUGUUUGAGAGCAAUCCGGGAUUCAUUUUCCAUGAUUCACGUGGUUUUGAGGCAGGCGGCGUAUCCGAAUUCGAAAAGGUCAAGACAUUCAUCACCCGCCGUUCCAAGGAAACGAACAUAAGGAAUCAACUACAUGCCAUCUGGUACUGCAUUCCCAUGGACGAGGCUAGUAGGUCAUUCACUGCAGGUGAAAAUAAAUUUUUCUCUCAAUGCGACACUGGAAUACCGGUCAUCGUAUUAUUCACAAAGUUUGACGCCCUAUACGACGUCGCAUUCACAAAGCUAAGGAAGGAAGGAAAAUCUCGGAAAGACGCUAAGGAGCUGGCCCCGGGACACGCUGAAGAGUCAUUCGCUGACGGGCCACAAUUGAAGUUUCUCAAGGAAGUCCGAUGGCCUCCAAAAUGUCACGUAUGCCUUCCUAACAUGGACAAGGAUAGUGCAGAUUGCGGGAUUCUCGUCGAACAUACGGCUGGAACUCUGGACAAUGAAGUACUUCAGCAAUUAUUCGUAUCGACACAGCAGACCAACAUGGAGAUCUGCAUGAAAUAUGGAGUUGAGAGAAUACUCUCAAAACAUAUUGACUCUGCUGAGACAACAACAUCUAAGGGUUAUGAGAGGAUAAUAAAGACAUUGGGCGCCUGGUUUCCACACAUUAUUGUAUGAGUGUGCCGAUCCUCCCUCGAGCAUGAGCCAUCCUGAUCCAAGUCGUUGCCCACCGUUCGCAGAACAACGUGAGUGUGUCGAUC
This is a messenger RNA of Suillus fuscotomentosus, 1090 nucleotides long. RefSeq lists its product as uncharacterized. The transcript is spliced from 10 exons. The record is from RefSeq and is a predicted model, not a curated record. Bases 138 to 1007 code for a protein of 289 amino acids. Lineage: Eukaryota; Fungi; Basidiomycota; Agaricomycetes; Boletales; Suillaceae.